AUGGCAGAGAAAGAGGCCACCGUGUACAUUGUGGACGUGGGGAAGUCUAUGGGCGAGAGCCAUCAUGGCCGCCCAGUGACUGACCUGGACUGGGCGAUGCGGUAUGUUUGGGACAGGAUCACUACGACGAUUGCCACUGGUCGGAAGACGGCUACGCUGGGGUUGGUCGCUCUGAGGACAGAUGAUACCGCGAAUGAUCUCGAAGACGACCCCAAUUUCGCGAACAUCUCCGUACUUCUGGGUCUCGGUCAGGCCCUGAUGCCCGAUGUCCGGAAGCUGCGCGAGUCGAUCAAACCCAGUCAUACUAACAAGGGCGAUGCGGUCUCUUCGAUUGUCAUCGCCAUACAGAUGAUCAUCACCUUCUGCAAGAAGCUCAAGUACAAACGGAAAAUUGUGCUUGUGACCAAUGGCUCUGGGGCGAUGAGCGGUGACGGCCUCGAUCAGAUCACGAAGAAGAUCAAAGAGGAUAACAUUGACCUCGUAAUCAUCGGAGCGGAUUUCGAUGACCCAGAGUACGGGAUAAAGGAGGAAGACAAAGAUUCUCGAAAGGCUGAAAAUGAAGCCCUGCUUCGUGAACUUGCGGAAGACUGCGAGGGCGUCUUCGGCACCCUUCAGCAAGCCAUCACCGAACUGGACGUUCCUCGUAUCAAAGUCACAAAGAGCAUGCCAUCUUUUAAGGGAUUUCUCCAACUCGGCAACUCAAACGAUUAUGAUACGGCCGUGCGAAUACCAGUUGAACGGUACUUCCGGACCUAUGUCGCCAAGCCACCCUCUGCAAGCUCGUUCGUGCUGCGCUCUGGCGCUGGUGCAGGUCAGGAAGAGUCUGGAAGCUCUGCUACCGUAACAGCUCCUGGAGCCAGUCAAUUCCCAGAUGAAGAAAACACACUCACCGCUGUGAGAAUGUCACGAACAUAUCAGAUCAAAGAUGAGUCUGCACCAGGAGGCAAGGGGGAUGUCGAGCGAGAUGAUCUUGCAAAAGGGUACGAGUACGGACGCACGGCGGUACACAUCAGUCAGAUCGACGAGAACAUCACAACCCUGGAGACAUUUGCAGGAUUGGAGCUUAUCGGAUUUAUCCAGAGCGACAAGUAUGACCGCUACCUGCACAUGUCCAACACCAACGUGAUUAUUCCACAGCGGGCAAACGACAAAGCCGCUCUUGCACUAUCCUCUUUCAUCCACGCGCUUUUCGAGGUUGAAUCGUACGCAGUGGCUCGACUGGUAACCAAAGAAGCCAAGCCCCCGCUCAUGGUCCUGCUCGCCCCUUCAAUCGAGCCAGAAUAUGAGUGCCUCAUUGAAACACAGCUUCCCUUUGCAGAGGAUGUCCGAUCAUAUCGAUUCCCUCCCUUGGACAAAGUGGUCACCGUCUCCGGCAAGGUAGUUACCGAGCACCGGAAUCUCCCAAGCAACAGCUUGCAGGAUGCCAUGAGCAAAUACGUCGAAAGCAUGGAUCUGAAAUACAAAAAUGAUGACGGGUGGGUUUUCCUUUUUGAGAUUUAUUCGAAAAUCACUUCACUGACACUUAAGAAAAGAGAGCUAGUUGACACACUUCCAAUUGAGGACUCUUACUCGCCACUCCUGCACCGCAUCGAAUCGGCAGUGCGGCACCGCGCUGUAUAUCCCAAAGAUCCCGUUCUUGACCCAUCAGACCGAUUGACCAAGUUCGCCGAGCCGGCUGAAGAGAUGGUGAAAAAGUCGCAGCCAUACCUCAAGAAACUGAUGGCCGUGGCAGAUGUGAAGAAGGUUCCUCCAAAAAAAAAAGGCCGCAAACGCCAACGCGAAGCCGAAAAGCCUCUCUCCGGGCUGGAUGUCGACGCCCUGCUCAACCAAGAACCUAAACGGGCCAAACUAUCUCCCGAGAACGCAAUUCCAGAAUUCAAACAACUUCUUUCCCGCGCAGACAGCGUCGAGACCAUUCUCGAUGCCGUAAAACAGAUGGCCGGUAUUAUCGAGAACCUGAUCCGGCACAGUCUUGGCGAUGCCAACUACAACCGUGUCAUCGAGGGUCUUGGGACGAUGCGUGAUGAGCUCGUUGACUACGAGGAGCCUGCGGCGUACAACGACUUCCUGCGGAAGCUGAAGGAGAAGAUGUUGAGUGAGGAGCUAGGUGGGGACCGGAAGGAGUUGUGGUGGCUAAUGCGGAGGAAUAAGCUGGGUCUGAUUGAUAAGGAGAGGUCGGAGAGGUCGGAGGUUGAAGCCGACGAGGCCAAAGAGUUCUUGUCGUCCUCCGAGUGA
Molecule: messenger RNA, 2235 nt
Organism: Penicillium riverlandense
Lineage: Eukaryota; Fungi; Ascomycota; Eurotiomycetes; Eurotiales; Aspergillaceae
Product: ATP-dependent DNA helicase 2 subunit KU80
Exons: 9
Coding region: 1-2235 (744 amino acids)
Biological process (GO): telomere maintenance; double-strand break repair via nonhomologous end joining; cellular response to gamma radiation
Cellular component (GO): Ku70:Ku80 complex; nucleus
Molecular function (GO): double-stranded DNA binding; telomeric repeat DNA binding; damaged DNA binding
Source: RefSeq, a predicted model, not a curated record